Messenger RNA from Cydia pomonella (codling moth), 643 nucleotides. RefSeq names its product acrosin-like. NCBI's taxonomy places the organism in Eukaryota, Metazoa, Arthropoda, Insecta, Lepidoptera, Tortricidae. The record is from RefSeq and is a predicted model, not a curated record. Bases 247 to 594 code for a protein of 115 amino acids. The transcript is spliced from 4 exons.
CUACGUUCUUAGCUACUCUAACGCUACUCUGGAGAGAUUUGGAACUAUUAUUUAUAGCUAACAGCUGGACACUUUUGUUCUACCAUAAAAGAUGUCAAUCCUCUUCAAGCAUAUACAGUAUUAUCUGACAGUUUUGAAAUAAAUAUAAAAACCUCAACAGUCAAAUUCGCAAAAAAAGUUAGUUAAAAUAUCCUGUCACAUUUGACUUUUCGUCUCUGUCAAAAAAUUACCAGGACUCAUAAAAGCAUGGUGAAGACACCGCAGACCCCGUGUCCGCCGUUCCAAUGCCCGCCGCCGCCGCAGCCGCCGUGCCCCGCCGUGUGCCCCCCACCCCCUCCUCCACCAGCAUGUCGGGUUAAACCCAUCAUGCGGGGGUUGCACUGGGCACAGACCACGAGAAGGCUGACUGAAGGGCUGCUACUUAGCGCUUUUGGCGGACUGGUGAUAUACUUUACGUAUACAAGGCCGCAUAUGGAGCGUUAUAGAGAGUUUUAUGCGCUUUCAGAUUUUGAAGAAUGGGCCGAUGAAAUGGCAAAAAAGGGUCUGUUUCAAUCGGUUCCUAAAGAAGGCUUCCCAAAGAAAGACAAAAAAUGAUUUGUAUUUAUUUGUCAUUAUUAAUGUUAUAUAGAUAUUGUUUUGUGGC